GCGAGAAGCAGCGAACACCAUGGGUAUCCCUGAGCCGGAUGUGACUGUAGCCGACGGAAAUGUCGAGAAGGGUGCGAAGAUCUUCAAGACCAAGUGCGCCCAGUGCCACAAUGCCGACCAGGGUGGAAAGAACGGACAGGGACCCAAUUUGUGGGGUAUCAUUGGACGUGAGUCAGGCCAGGUAGCCGGGUUUGCGUACUCGGCUGCCAACAAGAACUCUGGAAUCAUCUGGAGUGACAAGCACCUUGAGGUCUACUUGCAGGAUCCCAAGAAGUACAUGCCCGGUACUAAGAUGGUGUUUGCUGGUCUGAAGAAGGCCGAGGAUCGUGCAGAUCUCAUCGCUUUCCUCAAGAGCAGGGGUUAAAGCCUCGUUGUUCUUGCUGUGUGGUAAUGAAUACAUAUCAUGAUCAUGGUUCUUGUGCAUGAUAGAGCAUCCCUUUGAAAAAUAGAAAAUUCAUGGAUCAUUUCAUGGAUCACA
Messenger RNA from Guillardia theta CCMP2712, 478 nucleotides. RefSeq lists its product as hypothetical. Gene Ontology annotation, cellular component: mitochondrial intermembrane space. Gene Ontology annotation, biological process: mitochondrial electron transport, ubiquinol to cytochrome c; mitochondrial electron transport, cytochrome c to oxygen. NCBI's taxonomy places the organism in Eukaryota, Cryptophyceae, Pyrenomonadales, Geminigeraceae. The transcript has 3 exons. Bases 20 to 364 code for a protein of 114 amino acids. Gene Ontology annotation, molecular function: electron transfer activity; heme binding. The record is from RefSeq and is a predicted model, not a curated record.